Helianthus annuus (common sunflower) is the source of this 621-nucleotide messenger RNA. RefSeq lists its product as uncharacterized. The record is from RefSeq and is a predicted model, not a curated record. Lineage: Eukaryota; Viridiplantae; Streptophyta; Magnoliopsida; Asterales; Asteraceae. Bases 1 to 621 code for a protein of 206 amino acids. The transcript has 3 exons.
AUGACUCAGACUCUGUAUGAGGAGAAGGGUCGGGCUACGAUACGUGCGGAACGAACCAACACAAGACUUCAGGAACAGUGCCCAACAUACUUCAACGAAGAUGUGUGGAGGUCGUUCUGUUCUCAUUGGCGCAACAGAUCCUUUAAGAAGAAGUCUGCCAUUAAUGCAGAGAAUAGGAGAAAGCUUCAAGUGGUCCACACAACCGGGGCAAAGCCGUUCUAUAAGUUUAAACAAGAUCUGGAUCAGAAGUACAGUGAGUCUCCUACGGUUGUGCAAUACUGGGAUGAGACACACAAGAGCAAAAACACAGAGGAGUGGGCGUCUGAGAGGGCCCGGUUGAUUGGGAAUCAGAUGCGAGAGAUAUUGGCGACAAAAGAAGCCUCGGGGGAAGCAUCUCACGGUUGGAAAACUGAAAUUUCAGCACUAGUCGAAGCCCAAGGACCGAUUAAGAAAAACAGGGUCCUCGGUCUUCCUCGAGUUCCAGCAAAUUCAGUUAUCCAGGCCCUCCAGGAUACGCAGAGCCAGAUGAACUGCAGGUCUCAGCCCAGCAGCAGCGGGAGUGGUGCUGGGAGUUCCAGAUCCGGUCCCUGGAUCCCUGACGAAAGCUUCGACUUUCCUUGA